ACACUCGGCUUUUUUCUUGGGUGUCUAGGGCACAUCUAGAUGUGCUCUAGUUAUUGCACAUCUAAGUGAGUGAAUCAAGCAUAAAGAGGGAAAGAAAAAAAGAAAGAAAAUAUCCACACGAAUCUCAACAUAAGAUCAAGGGAGCGCCUGGAACUCAGCUAGCUGAGUUAUAGUAUGGUCUCAAUCACCUGAUGUCAGCUGAUGUCAUUGUCUAGUUGUCUCAGCCCGUUUUCUUUUUCUAUGUGUGGCGGAAGCCCGUCUUGUUGUUUUGUCGGCCCGUUUUCUUUUUUUGACUUGAAAAAGCCUGGAGGCCCAAGUUGUUAUCCCGGCUGGUUGUUCCAGGUGUGUUGAUGGUUUUCUCUGUUGAUGGUUUUGCCUCCAGGACACCUGAGGUCACGUGCCCCCAGGGAAAAAGAAUCCAAUGCCCCCGGCUGUUUGACGCCCUUCUCCCCCAUCCUCUGUUCUUCCUCCUGGCAUCCACACCUCCCCACCCCAUAACCCCGCCGCCAGCAAACCCCAGAACCCUAGAUCUAUCCCCUUGAAUCAACCAACAAUGGAGAGGGAAAAAGUGAACUUGCUGUAGCAAAAUUCAGAGUUUCAGACUUCUCCAUAGAGCAAAGGAAGGGGAAUCAGUUUUGAAAGAAAAAAGAUGGAUGCGGGUGCUGGUAAAGGGGCGCACAGGACUCACCAUGCUACUGCAGAGGAGUAUGGAGACUACCUGCUUGCCAAUCAGUUAUCUAUGUAUCAUGAGCGCCAAUUUGAUUUGGAAUGUGGUCAGUCGAGCACGAUGCCUGGGAAGUCGUUGCAACAAUGGGUGUCGCAAGAAGUUGGUCCUCUUGGCUAUAACUACAAUGAAAUGAACAACACACAGACAAACUCUCCUAUGAUUAACAUGACCAACAGGAUUAUGCCCGAGUUGUUUCUGCAGAGGAGUCCAAAUGCUGAAGCCUCAAGAACCCAUCCUACAGAAACAACAAAAAUGCAGCCAACUGGGGUGAGCUUCAUGAAUGUAUCCGGCGAUGCACCUAUGUCAUACAUGCAACUGCUGCUUGCUGCUGAACAAGAGGGGGCAAAAUAUUUGUUGUCUCAAUCAUAGGAAGAACGCCUAGUUCGUACUGAGAAUGACAUGUUCAUGAUAACUGGCCGCUAUGGAAGAGGAACAUCAGAAGAACCAAGGCAAACAAAUCAUGAUAACACAGGGCGAGUUUUGGUUGAACAAAAUCAGGAGCCUUCCCCGUUUGUUGACAACACAAAUAUACAAGGACUGCAUGAUUUGAUCUGGGAAACUGAUGAACCUGAUUGUGCACAGAAGCAGCCUUCAGACAAUGAACUUGACAGUGAUAGUGAAUCAGAUCAUAACCUUGGACUGCAUCAAAGAGAAGGUGAUAUGGAUGUUGAUAUUGUGGAACAACAACAUAACAAUGAGACGGGAGUUCAAGUUGAACAACUUUCACAAGAUGACAUCCUCAUAUUUCUUGAAAAUGAAAGC
This is a messenger RNA of Triticum urartu, 1489 nucleotides long. The record is from RefSeq and is a predicted model, not a curated record. NCBI's taxonomy places the organism in Eukaryota, Viridiplantae, Streptophyta, Magnoliopsida, Poales, Poaceae.